Molecule: messenger RNA, 1872 nt
Organism: Metarhizium brunneum ARSEF 3297
Lineage: Eukaryota; Fungi; Ascomycota; Sordariomycetes; Hypocreales; Clavicipitaceae
Product: Protein-arginine deiminase type-3
Cellular component (GO): cytoplasm
Molecular function (GO): calcium ion binding; protein-arginine deiminase activity
Source: RefSeq, a predicted model, not a curated record
AUGCACUCCCUCGGCAAAGCGGUCGUCACGGCCCUUGGCCUUGCGGCCUCCAGCCGUGCCCUGGAAGCCGUCAUUCUAGCAGACACAAACCGAGACGGACAGCUCGAUGUCACGUCGGAUGCUCAAGGAAAACAAGCCUGGACCGAGGAGCGCGGAGCACUAUUCAUGGCCAAUAUCGCGGAUACAGAUGGUCGAUGUGCCGAGAAAAUCACCGAUACAACUCCGUUUGCCGAUCUCGACAAGUGCAACGAUGCUUCUGAUAACGUUCUACGGAACCCCAAAUUCUUGGCUCCUCUGCAAACACUCCCGAAUUCUGGGCUGACCGACGCGGCCCAGGGUCGAAUUACCGUUUCCGGUGACCUGGCCAAGGAUAAAGUCCGAAUUUUCCACAAGACCGGCAACGACUGGGCCUACGUCGAUGAUAGCCGAGUGUUCCAGGCUGCUGAGCUGCGUGCUGGCUUGGAGCUCGGCAUUGACGCUCGGGAUGUGCGCCGGCCCGGCGGAUGGGAUGGCAGGGUUAGAGUUCACUUCAACCUGACUGACAACGGCGAGUCCGCCGCCGACAAUGUGCAGCUUCGCGUGGCUCCCGUCUUGAUACACCACCACUUGCAAAAGUUGACACAGGUGUACAUUGCUUCCAUCAAGGACCACAGCCAGGGUACGAGGCAGUUCAUCGAGAAUGUGGAAAAGUACGCCAGUGACGCCGGUGCGCCCGUCGCCAAGUUCGACACGGGAAGAGAUACCUGGGCGCAGGACGUGUUUGAGGUUGGGUACACGAGCAUUCCCGGCCCAGACGGUCCCGUGGUCCUCCGCGUCCUCAUCAGAAGCAGCCAAACAAAUCAACGCGACGUGAGUGGCCGAAACGUUUACAAACAAUUGCGAUCUGCGUCCGUCGCCGCAGUCCAGCAUCUCCCCCCCGUGGUCGACGGUCCCCUAUGGGGCAUCGACUCGCUGGGAAACCUCGAGACUGUCCCUCCUCACAGCCACAAUGGGAAACACUAUCCGAAUGGACGGGCCGUCAUGGGCAGCAAGCUCGGCACGAAGCCGCACAUGGUUGCGUUUCUCGAGGCCCAAGAGGUCCAGCCUCCGAUCGAAAUCGACACCGACUGGCUACGAGUCGGCCACACGGACGAGUUCAUGCAGUUCCUGCCGGCGAACAAUGAACGCGGCUGGGUCAUGGUUGUCGACGACCCCAAGCUUGCUCUGGACCUCUUCAAAAAGGCCCAACAGGAGGGCCACGGCGCGACGCAAGCCAUGUCUCGUCCUCACAUGCUCCACGAUAUUGAAUUUUUGACGUUUAGCACCCAAUUCUCGUAUCUGCCCUCUGAUACCAUUGACGGUGUGCUUCGGCGUUGGAAGCUUGAGGAGAGGAACCUGCUUGCCGCUGCGAGAAUCGAGGCCAACAUUGAAAUCAUGAAGAGGGAGACGGGCAUCACGGACGCCGACAUUAUUCGCAUCCCCGCACUGUACUACGUGCAUGGAAAGGGAUGGGACGACAAUAGACGCCAGUGGGGGAAGGAGAAGGGGCACAAGAGGAGCGAGCGCGAGGGUCUCAUGCCCGCGUUUGGGGAGGAAGACGGGGAGGCUCGGCUGGACCGCCGCCAGGCCGAGAAGCCCGAGAACCUGCUCGUUGCCUUUCAUCCUGCCGUUAUCAACGGCGUCGUGUUCAAUAACGGCCAGUACUUGGCGCCUAAUCCGUGGGGGCCGGUCAUUGACGGAUCCGAUAUCCUUGCGGCGGCGGCGAAUAAGGAGUAUGCCAAGUAUGGCUUCAAUAUUACGUAUAUUGAUGAUUGGUUUGACCACCACGCCAACGCUGGCGAGGUUCACUGCGCCACCAAUGUUGCUCGUGACGCUUCCAAAAAGUGGUGGUAG